GAAAAUAUUUGUUUGAAUUGAUUCAUCUGAACCACACUGCAGUCGGCCAGUCGCCAUUGCCUCCGCCGCCUCCGCCUCAGCGCAUCAGUCGUGUUAACUGAAUCCGCUUCAGUUCAGCCUAGUUUUGAGUUGUAAAAUGGGUGAGAAGAAGAAGGCAGGUGCUAUGUUAGUCCGGCUUGUAUCGGCUGCUGGAACUGGAUUCUUCUAUGUCGUGAAGAAGACAAAGAGGCUCCACACCAACAAUAUCAAGCUGGAGUUCCGAAAGUACGAUCCUCGUGUCAAUCACCAUGUUUUGUUUACGGAGGCAAAGAUGAAGUGAGUAUAACUUCUAUUUGUAGGUUGCCAAUGCUGUUAGGUUUAAAUAAUAUUUCAUUGGUCCAAUAUAUCCGUAUGUUUGGACUGAAACUCUUGAAAUCACAUAUUAUAUACCGUUUGAAGUUUAAAUUUGAAUGUGUUAUGUUGAUUCUGCUUA
Messenger RNA from Salvia hispanica, 472 nucleotides. RefSeq lists its product as uncharacterized. The record is from RefSeq and is a predicted model, not a curated record. Gene Ontology annotation, molecular function: structural constituent of ribosome. Gene Ontology annotation, cellular component: ribosome; large ribosomal subunit. Lineage: Eukaryota; Viridiplantae; Streptophyta; Magnoliopsida; Lamiales; Lamiaceae. Gene Ontology annotation, biological process: translation.